Messenger RNA from Hordeum vulgare subsp. vulgare (domesticated barley), 1208 nucleotides. RefSeq lists its product as uncharacterized. Bases 42 to 995 code for a protein of 317 amino acids. The transcript has 2 exons. The record is from RefSeq and is a predicted model, not a curated record. Lineage: Eukaryota; Viridiplantae; Streptophyta; Magnoliopsida; Poales; Poaceae.
ACUACACCCAUCUCAAACUCCGGCGUAUCAAGGCACAAUCCAUGGCGCGGCAGCUCGUAGGUCUUUUCUCGGCUGCCUUGGUCGCUGCUGCCGCCGUCGCCGCUGCAGGAGCGGGACUUCCGUCCAACUUCGCCAUGAUAACCCCACGGGGACCGUUACUGGGGAAGAGGGACACGGCGGAGUACUGCGGCAAGAGGAAGUGCAUGGCCAAGUGCGAGAGCCGCUGCCCCGACCAGUGCUUCGUCCUCUGCCCCAGCUGCAAGACGAUAUGCAUGUGCGACUACUACCCGGGCAUCUCGUGCGGCGACCCGCGAUUCACCGGUGGCGACGGCAACAACUUCUACUUCCACGGCAAGAAGGACCAGGACUUCUGUGUCCUCUCCGAUGCCGAUCUCCAUGUCAAUGCUCAUUUCAUUGGCACGCAUAACCCUGCAACGGGUCGUAACUUCACCUGGAUCCAGGCCAUCGGCAUCCGCUUCGCGGACCACCGCCUCUUCGUCGGCGCCAAGAAGACCGUGAAAUGGAACAACCGCGUCGACCGUUUGGAGAUGGCCUUGGAUGACGAGUCCAUCGAUCUCCCUACCAAGCUUGACGCACGUUGGGAGUCGGCAGCCAUGGCAGGCCUGACCAUCACGAGAACCGCCGCAACCAAUGGCAUCAGAGUGCAGCUCAAGGGGGUGUUUGACAUCAUGGCCAGUGUGGUGCCUGUGACUGAGAAGGACUCGCGCAUCCACAACUACGGUGUCACGGAGGGCGACUGCCUAGCACACAUGGACAUCGGUUUCAAGUUUCACGAUCUCACCGACGAUGUGCAUGGCGUCCUUGGUCAAACGUACCGCUCCGACUAUAUUAACAAGCUUAGGGUGAGCGCCAACAUGCCGGUGAUGGGUGGUGCGACCAGCUAUGUAUCAUCAGACAUCUUUGGUGCCGAUUGUGCAGUUGCUAGGUUCGGUCGCCGUACCAGCAUCUCGAUGGUUGCAUCAAGUUAUAGUUGAAGACUCGAAGUACUUUUACGGUGAGAUGUUGCCUAGCUAGCCAGCACGCAGCCAGACCUGAAUAAUUGAGUUCAUGUAUAAAAAUGUCAUAUAAAUAAGCGGCAUGUUUCUUUUUGGGUAGCCGAUGUAAUUUUCUACUCCCUCCGUCCUAUAAUAAGUGUCCCUCACUUAGUAUAAAAUUUGUACUAGUUUAGUUAUAAAUUAGCGACACUU